This is a messenger RNA of Pelobates cultripes (western spadefoot toad), 2028 nucleotides long. The record is from the annotation of a GenBank genome assembly. NCBI's taxonomy places the organism in Eukaryota, Metazoa, Chordata, Amphibia, Anura, Pelobatidae.
AUGUACAUCAACAGAGCACCAUCUCCUAACAUUCCCACUAUAUCCAUCUCCGAUACAGCACCCAACAUCUACACAGCACCCAAAAUCCACACCAUACCCAUCUCCGACACAGCGCCCAACAUCUACACAGCACCCAAACUCCCCACAGCACCCAAAAUCCACACUAUAUCCAUCUCCGACACAGCACCCAACAUCCACACAGCACCCAAAAUCCACACCAUACCCAUCUCCGACACAGCACCCAACAUCUACACAGCACCCAAAAUUCACACUAUACCUAUCUCCGACACAGCACCCAACAGCUACACAGCACCCAAAAUCCACACCAUACCCAUCUCCGACACAGCACCCAACAUCUACACAGCACCCAAAAUCCACACCAUACCCAUCUCCGACACAGCACCCAACAUCUACACAGCUCCCAAAAUCCACACUAUACCCAUCUCUGACACAGCACCCAACAUCUACACAGCACCCAAAAUCCACACUAUAUCCAUCUCCGACGCAGCACCCAACAUCCACACAGCACCCAAACUCCACACAGCACCCAACAUCUACACAGCACCCAACAUCCACACUGUAACCAUCUCCGACACAGCAGCCAACAUCUACACAGCACCCAAAAUCCACACCAUACCCAUCUCCGACAAAGCACCCAUAAUAAACACAGCACCCAGCAUCAAGCACCCAUCUCCAACACAGCACCCAAGAUCCACACUAUACCCAUCUCAAACACAGCACCAUACAUCCAACUAUAUCCAUCUCCAACACAGCACCCAACAUCCAACUAUAUCCAUCUCCAACACAGCACCAUACAUCCAACUAUAUCCAUCUCCAACACAGCACCCAACAUCCAACUAUAUCCAUCUCCAACACAGCACCAUACAUCCAACUAUAUCCAUCUCCAACACAGCACCCAACAUCCAACUAUAUCCAUCUCCAACACAGCACCCAACAUCCAACUAUAUCCAUCUCCAACACAGCACCAUACAUCCAACUAUAUCCAUCUCCAACACAGCACCAUACAUCCAACUAUAUCCAUCUCCAACACAGCACCAUACAUCCAACUAUAUCCAUCUCCAACACAGCACCCAACAUCCAACUAUAUCCAUCUCCAACACAGCACCCAACAUCCAACUAUAUCCAUCUCCAACACAGCACCAUACAUCCAACUAUAUCCAUCUCCAACACUGCACCCAACAUCCAACUAUAUCCAUCUCCAACACAGCACCCAACAUCCAACUAUAUCCAUCUCCAACACAGCACCAUACAUCCAACUAUAUCCAUCUCCAACACUGCACCCAACAUCCAACUAUAUCCAUCUCCAACACAGCACCCAACAUCCAACUAUAUCCAUCUCCAACACAGCACCAUACAUCCAACUAUAUCUAUCUCCAACACAGCACCAUACAUCCAACUAUAUCCAUCUCCAACAGAGCACCCAACAUCCAACUAUAUCCAUCUCCAACACAGCACCAUACAUCCAACUAUAUCCAUCUCCAACACAGCACCAUACAUCCAACUAUAUCCAUCUCCAACACAGCACCAUACAUCCAACUAUACCCAUCUCCAACACAGAACCACACAUCCAACUAUAUCCAUCCCCCACACAGCGCCCACCAUACAACUAUAUCCAUCUCCAACACAGAACCACACAUCCAACUAUAUCCAUCUCCAACACAGAACCACACAUCUAACUAUAUCCAUCUCCAACACAGCACCCACCAUCCAACUACAUUCAUCCCCCACACAGCACCCACCAUCCACACUAUACCCAUCUCAAACACAGCACCCACCAUCCAACUAUAUCCAUCUCCAACACAGCACCAUACAUCCACACAGCACCCAAAAUCCACACUAUAUCCAUCUCUGACACAGCACCCAACAUCAACACUAUACCCAUCUCUAACACAGCACCCAAAAUCCACACUAUACCCAUCUCUAACACAGCACCCAAGGUCCGUACUAUACCCAUUAUCCACAUGGCACUUCCAUGACGACACCCAUUGUCAGGUACCCACUAACUGA